AUGUACGCAGCGGCCCCUGAUGACAACUGGUAUAAGCCCAUUAACAUUUUCGACAUGGUCGAGCUCACGAUCACCUGCCCCGCUUUUUCCGAGUUCUUGCUCACAAGUAGUCCUCAGGGCGCGGGUUCGAAUCUCAGCUUUGGCGGUGCGGAUUACGGCGGCUAUUUACGGUUUGUGCGGCGGGUUGGAGUACACGCAGGUAUCACACUGUACAACCUGCACCGUGUGUUGUGUUAUGUAUGCGGUUACGAGGAACGGUUAUGCGAACAGGUAUUGCACUUGUGGAGUUUGCCGAAUGCGGAGUCGUACUAUGCGAAUGGUGAGAAGUUUCGGAAGGAGGCCCGUCGACGCAGAGAAAAGAUUUAUACCGACAAGACUAUCACGUUGUCAUCCUUCCUGCCCCCGAAUCUGGUGCCUGCCCUCUGGCAUAAUGCUUGGACCGGCCAUUGGCCGUUGGCCCCCUGGCCGCCUUGGUCUCCUGCCGCCGCCGAGGGGACAUCCUACGCCUUCGAAUACGUCCUCGGCGGCCUCCCGUUUUUAGUCACCGUCACCGACCUCCUCAAAGGACGCACAGCACAACAGGACCUCCUCUGGGUCCCUCGACUCUGCGAAGGCAGCGCUGGCGCCCCACCGCCACAAGCCAUCUUCGAACACAACCUAUUCGGCACACUUCCACACCUCGCACGCAAUCCUCCAUUUGCACAACUCGCACACUUCCCCGGCAUCGGUAUGGAGGGCGGAAGACCCAACAUCAACAUGACAGGGGGAGGACUCAACAUAACGAACAUGGGCUCCAGACCGGACGGUUAUCCGGACGGAGGAUACCCGACAGAACUGGACUAUUCAGACGCACCGAACUUCCUACACAAAACAAACCGCCAUGGCUGCGACCGCCAUGGCUGCGACCCACCGCACAGACGUAGCUACCCGUCCCCUGGGUCCCCCGCGCCCGCUACGCCCGGGCCGUAUCACAGCCGUGGAGACUUCGGCGCUAACAGCUCGGCCACACGACCCUCGAGCCACAGGUCUACCACUGAUGACCUCCAGCUAGCCACGCCAGAGGACAUGGAACCUCUCACUGGUGCCAGCCAGAACAGCCUCGGUGCUGACUAUCAAGCAGUAAGUCUUCAACGAGUGCAUGGACCGCACGCGCCGGCUGGGGUGACACUCAGCCAGCUGAUGUGGUGUCACGCUAGGGGAUUAGGUGGGUACAGACACACAACGAGAGAGACCACAUACGGGAGAGACCGGGGCCACAUACGGGGGGGACCACAUACGGGAGAGACCGGGACCACGUACGGGAGAGACCGGGACCACGUACGGACAGAGACCUUUGUUGCAGGCGUUGCGCUGUUUAGAACCGUUGUCGAGCGGGUUGGAAGUCGAUUUAGACGCUGUGAAUCGCGUGUUGUCGGAAACGCGAUUCGGAAAGAAUUUGGCGGUGGCACGGAAGAGCAAGCGAAUCCGGAUCACAGCCUGGCACCACGAAGAGAGUGCUCGAUUGGUGCAAUUUCGGCAGCCGAUAAGGACUUUUUUCUCCCCCCUCCAGUCACCACCUAUUAG
Messenger RNA from Gregarina niphandrodes, 1563 nucleotides. RefSeq lists its product as hypothetical. Lineage: Eukaryota; Apicomplexa; Conoidasida; Eugregarinorida; Gregarinidae. The coding region runs from base 1 to 1563 and encodes 520 amino acids. The record is from RefSeq and is a predicted model, not a curated record. The transcript is spliced from 2 exons.